GUGAAAGGCCUCCCGGCGUGAGGUCGACCCAGGCAGCACCUCGGACAAGUCCCUACCUGAAGCAGCUGUCUGGCCGUGUCAGUUCCGGAGCAUAACACUUGCUGCCCGCGGAACCCCCGGAGGCCUGGGCGAGAUCUGACUUCUGGAGACUUCACCCAUCCUCAAGGAAAACUGCUCACAAAGAGGAUAUGGCUGCCGAACAGAGGGAAGCAAGGUCUCAGGUGUCAGUGACGUUUGAAGAUGUGGCUGUGCUCUUUACACGGGAUGAGUGGAGAAAGCUGGCUCCUUCUCAGAGAAACUUGUACCAAGAUGUGAUGCUGGAGAACUAUAGUAACCUUGUCUCAUUGGGACUCCCAUUUUCCAAACCUGAAGUGAUCUCCCUGUUGCAGCAAGGAGAAGAUCCCUGGAAGGUAGAGAAAGAAAGCCCUGGAGGUUCCUCUCUAGAAUGUAAGAGCAGUCCUAAAACCACAAAGGCAACUCAAACUCAAGACUCCUCAUUUUCGGGGCUAAUAAGGAAAACACUCAAAAAGGAUGAACCAUGGAAUUUCAUAUCAGAAAACCCCUGCAUAUAUGAAGACAGAAUAAAGAAACAGAAGGACAAAAGUGAAAGUUUACAAAUAAUUUCAGUCACUCAUACAAAAAUCCUCACUGUAGAAAAAAGCCAUAAAAAUAAUGACUUCGGCCAAAAUUUCAGCCUGAAAUCAGUGUUUGUUAAGCAACAGAGGGUUGCUAGAGAAAAAACACCCACAAAAUAUGAAAUACAAAGAAAUAGCUUCAGGCAGGAUUCAAAUGUACUUAACCAAUCGAAAAUAAAGACAGCAGAAAAACGCCAUAAAUGUAACAUAUGUGAAAAAGCCUUCAUUCACAAGUCAUCCCUUCGUAAACAUCAGAAAAACCAUACCGGAGAGAAAUUAUUUCAAUGUGAUGAAUGUUUGAAAGCCUUCAACCAAAGCUCAGCUCUUAUUCAACAUCAAAGAACUCAUACUGGAGAGAAACCGUAUAUAUGUAAAGAGUGUGGGAAAGCCUUCAGCCAUAGUGCAUCCCUUUAUAAACACGUAAAAAUACAUACUGUGGAAAAAUCCUACAAAUGUAAAGAAUGUGGUAAAUCCUUUGGCAGAAGGUCUGCCCUUUUUAUACAUCAAAAAAUUCAUGCUCAAGACAAUCCCCACAAAUAUAACCCAGGAAGGAAGGCAUCCACUUGCAACCUACCUGGAUGUCAGAGAAUUCAUCCAAGAAAGAAGACCUAUUUAUGUAACGAAUGUGGCAACACCUUUAAGUCUAGUUCAUCCCUUCGUUACCACCAGAGAAUUCACACAGGAGAGAAACCUUUUAAAUGUGGUGAAUGUGGGAGAGCCUUCAGUCAGAGUGCAUCUCUUAUUCAACAUGAAAGAAUUCACACUGGAGAAAAGCCUUACAGAUGUAAUGAAUGUGAAAAAGGUUUCACUUCUAUUUCACGACUUAAUAGACAUCGAAUAAUUCAUACUGGAGAGAAAUUGUAUAAUUGUAAUGAGUGUGGUAAAGCCUUAAGUUCCCACUCAACACUCAUUAUUCAUCAGCGAAUUCAUACUGGAGAGAAACCAUGUAAAUGUAAAGUGUGUGGGAAAGCCUUCAGACAAAGUUCUGCUCUCAUUCAACAUCAGAGAAUGCACACUGGAGAAAGACCCUAUAAAUGUAAUGAGUGUGGGAAAACAUUCAGGUGUAACUCGUCCCUUAGUAAUCAUCACAGAAUUCACACAGGAGAGAAACCAUAUCGAUGUCUGGAAUGUGGGAUAUCUUUUGGGCAAAGUGCAGCUCUUCUUCAACAUCAAAGGAUUCAUACAGGAGAAAAACCCUUUGUGUGUAUUACAUGUGGGAAAACUUUUAGGCAGAGCUCAUCACUUAUUGCACAUCAAAGAAUUCAUACUGGAGAGAAACCCUAUGAAUGUAAUGCAUGUGGGAAACUCUUCAGCCAGAGGUCGUCCCUUACGAACCAUUAUAAAAUUCACAUUGAAGAGGACCCCUUCAAAGUAGAUUUGCAUGUGUGAAACCCUUAAACCAAAGGUCAUUAGAAUAAAAUUAGUACCACAUAUCUGUGGGUUCCACAUCCACUGGUUCAAAUAACUGC
This is a messenger RNA of Budorcas taxicolor (takin), 2104 nucleotides long. Its product is annotated as zinc finger protein 354B. Gene Ontology annotation, biological process: regulation of cytokine production; regulation of immune system process; negative regulation of transcription by RNA polymerase II. Bases 189 to 2024 code for a protein of 611 amino acids. Lineage: Eukaryota; Metazoa; Chordata; Mammalia; Artiodactyla; Bovidae. The record is from RefSeq and is a predicted model, not a curated record. The transcript is spliced from 5 exons.